Sipha flava (yellow sugarcane aphid) is the source of this 11530-nucleotide messenger RNA. RefSeq names its product dynein heavy chain 7, axonemal-like. The record is from RefSeq and is a predicted model, not a curated record. Gene Ontology annotation, cellular component: dynein complex. Gene Ontology annotation, molecular function: minus-end-directed microtubule motor activity; dynein light intermediate chain binding; dynein intermediate chain binding. NCBI's taxonomy places the organism in Eukaryota, Metazoa, Arthropoda, Insecta, Hemiptera, Aphididae. Gene Ontology annotation, biological process: microtubule-based movement.
CUGUUAUACGCCAAUUUCUCGAGAAACAAUGGAUAGAAUGGUGAGUUCUUUACCGGUACAGCUUCAAUGUUUAUCGUCACUAGAAACACUAAAAAAAGAAGUUUUCCAAGAACACACGAAGUCGUCGAAAGAAGGAAUUUUAAAAAUAGCAAACCUUGAUCCAUACGAGUUUCAUGAAGACCUCUCGUCGUUAGCCACGUCAAUUAAAGCAGAACUGCGACUUAAUGCUCCACUGUGGGAAAAGUCGCGAAAACGUGCUAAGGCAAAUCUCGAGGAAAACCUUUUCAAAUCUAAUCCAAUAGUCUUACAAAUUAUCGAUUUAUGGUACAGAAACUACGAUAAAAUGAUUCUUAUGAAUUACGAAAAUAUAAGUCGAAGGGACUCAAGUUAUACAAUAAAGGAGUUUAAAGAAUUGAUUUUCCUGCCAUUAUUGGAUAUUAAAUAUACCGUACGAAAUCAAUGGUUUGGUGAUGUUAGAAAAAUAUUUCAACAUAAAAAAUACAGCAGUCAUUUGCCACAAAUUGAUAACAAGAAAAAAUUGUCUUCUUUUUUCAAAUGCGUUGCGUUCACCAUGCAAAUUCAGUUCAGAGAAUACAUACAAAAUUCCAUUGUAGACUAUACGGAAUUUAUGUGUGACCCAAAGAAGAAUCCAGGUUUCGUAACAAAUGUGGUAUACAGAAACAAAAAAUUACAACUUUUGCCAUCCUACAAACGUUUACGAGAUUUUGUUAUUUUAAUUUAUGAAUUGAUAACAGAAAUACCAUUAUAUUUAAAACGUAUAGAACAUAUCUUUAAUGACAAAAACUGUAAUACAGAUGUAUUUCUGAAAGUUGAUCUAGAUUAUGAUAUUGUGUGUAAAAAUCGCGAAAAAUUACUAACAUAUUUGGAUGAUUGUUGGGAACAAAAUAAUGUAUUUGUAGAAAAAGUCCAAAAAUAUUUAUAUUUGAUUAAUGGAGAGGCUAAACUUAACGUGGAUAUAUUCAUAUCCCACGAGCAUACUUUUGACGAGUUUAAACAUAAAAUUAUUGAGUAUCAUGACCUUUCUUUGGCUAUACCAUUGGACAUAAAUUCAUUGUCGACGACAGGUGUAUUUAAAAUUAAAUUUACUGAAAUCGUCAGUAUUUUAAUUAAGCAUGCAGAUAAGUUUAAGUAUAUCAUUAUCGAUCACAUGAGGUCUACAUACUUAGCCAUUUCAGAAAAUUUAAAUAGACGAUAUUCGUCUUAUUGUGAUUCAAUACUAACACCACCAAAAAAUGCCGAUGAACUUAUGCAAUUUGUCAUCUUUAUAGCGGACAUGAAAGCUAAUAUUUUACCUGAACUAAGAAAAACAGUAGUUAAGGUGCUUUCAUGUCAAUUUUUUUUGGAUGAUUACAUUCCAAUAACGGAUUUAGCUACUAUGAAACACUUUACCAAAACAUUUAAAUGGUCCAGAUAUAUUCACGAAGUAAUAUCUAUGAGUUCUGAAACGGUUGUAGCAAAAAAAAAUAGAAUUCAAAAAGAUUUUGUGGAUCGUAUAGAUACGUUCGAAAACAAUUUAAUAAAUUAUCAAUCGGAAGUAGAAGAGUUUCAAACACUUGGUGAUAUAAAUGAAAUAGAAAAGUAUGUUAAGAAAUCUGAAAGGUUAGACAAUAAAUUAACAGAAGCAUUGAAAACAAUAACUGAGUUUAACAAGGAAGAAGUAUUUUUUAAUAUGGCAGAAAGCGUGUAUCCACUCUGGAAAACUAUCGCAGAUACUUUAGCACCGUACAAAUCACUUUACCAAAACUGCUAUGAAUUCAUUACCAAUAACGAAAAAUGGAUGAACGCCCAAGUCGGUACAUACGACCCGGAACAAAUUGAUUAUCAUGUUUCCACCUAUUAUCGCAACAUAAUGAAACUUGAGCGGACCUUUAUGAAAAUUCCUGCUCCAUUAGCUAUUGCGAAAACGGUACGAUUAUCGAUUGAAUUAUUCAAACAAAGAAUGCCAGAAAUAAUGACACUGGGCAACUUAUCGCUUAAAGAAUGUCACUGGGAAGAGAUUUCAAAUACUGUAGGAUUUGUAAUGAAUUCUAACCAAAGGCUUACGUUGGGAAAAAUAUUAAGUUUCAAACUCAGUAAAUUUGUACCUCUAUUUGAAAUAAUCAGUGACGGUGCUACUAAAGAAAGUAGUUUAGAAAAGAAAUUGAACUUAAUGAUGGCUGAUUGGAAUAAUUUAAGCUUUAAUCUAGUGGAUUAUAAAAAUUCAGGCACUUUUAUUGUAUCCGCUAUGGAAGAUAUACAAAUAUUGCUUGAUGAUCACAUAAUGAAAACAGCUACAAUGAAAACUUCUCCUUUCGUUAAAGCAUUUGAAAACAAAUUAUUAGAAUGGGAUACAGCAAUUCAUACAUUGAAUGAAAUAAUGGAAUUUUUGGUCAAAGUACAAAUGUCAUGGAUGUAUUUAGAGUCUAUAUUUUCAUCUCCCGAUAUACGAAGCCAAAUUCCAAAUGAAUCUCAACAAUUUAACAUAGUUGAUAAGAUUUGGAGAAAUUUGAUGAAAAAUCUGAAAAGAACAACAAAUAUUUUAGAUGCAGUUAAUAUUGAAAAUAUAUUGGAAGAUUUGACAAAAGCUUUUACACUUUUAGACGUGGUGCAAAAGGGUUUAAAUAGUUAUUUGGAAACAAAACGACUUUACUUUCCGAGGUUUUUUUUUUUGUCAAAUGACGAACUUCUUGAAAUCUUAUCGGAAACUAAAGAUCCAAAAAGAGUGCAACCUCAUUUGAAAAAAUGUUUCGAAGGAAUAUCCACUUUAGUGUUCACUGAAAAAUUAGAAAUUAUAUCUAUGGUAUCUAGUGAAGAAGAAAUUGUAAAUUUAUCAGAAAUAAUUAACACGAUAAAAGCUAGAGGGCAAGUUGAGAAAUGGCUGAUGGAUUUGGAACUGUCUAUGAAAUCUACUGUUAGGCUAACAAUCAAUAAAGCCUUGUUAGCUUACACACAAACCAUUAGACAUGAAUGGGUAGUUCAGUGGCCUGGGCAAGCAGUGUUAGCCGUGUCAUGCACGUUCUGGACUACUGAAAUGACAGAAGCUAUUAAGCAAUACCCAAAAGGACUCCCAGCGUAUUUAAAUAAAUGUAAUGGACAAAUUGAAAAAAUUGUUAGUUUGGUCCGUGGUGUGUUACCACUUCAAACGCGAAUGACUUUGGGCGCCUUGAUUGUAAUGGAUGUUCACGCAAGAGACGUCGUCGAAGAUCUGGUGCACAAAAAUAUUUACAAGACCAACGACUUUGGGUGGAUUAGUCAAUUGCGGUAUUAUUUGAUGGAAAACGACUUGAUCACUUUCAUGAUAAACGCUUCGUUGAAUUAUGGUUAUGAAUAUUUGGGUAAUUCGUCAAGAUUAGUUAUCACUCCACUCACGGACCGCUGUUAUCGGACAUUAUUUUGCGCUCUUCAGUUGAAUUUCGGUGGUGCCCCCGAAGGGCCCGCUGGUACUGGCAAAACAGAGACUACCAAAGACUUAGCUAAAGCAGUUGCUAAACAGUGUGUCGUUUUCAAUUGUUCGGAUAGUAUGGACUACAUUGGCCUAGGAAAAUUUUUCAAAGGUUUACUAUCAUGUGGUGCUUGGGCAUGUUUCGACGAAUUUAAUCGUAUUGACUUAGAGGUUUUAUCAGUAGUCGCACAACAAAUAUUGACUAUUCAACGAGGUAUACAAACUGGUUUGACGAAGAUAUUUUUUGAAGGAUCGAAUUUAACAUUGGACAAAACGUGUGCUAUAUUUAUUACUAUGAAUCCCGGAUACGCCGGACGUUCGGAAUUGCCGGAUAAUUUGAAAGCUUUAUUCCGUUCAGUAGCCAUGAUGGUACCUGAUUAUGCUUUGAUAUCGGAAAUAGUUUUGUACUCUCAAGGAUUCAGUUUAGCUCGUUCACUAUCAGUGAAAAUAGUAGCCACGUACAAAUUAUGUUCAGAACAGCUUUCAUCGCAAAACCAUUACGAUUACGGAAUGAGAGCUGUUAAAACUGUGUUGACAGCAGCUGGUAAUUUAAAGCUUAAAUACCCAGAAGAAGACGAAAAUAUACUUAUGUUACGUUCUAUCAACGACGUGAAUUUACCGAAAUUUCUAGAACAUGACAUUCCAUUAUUUAAAGGAAUAACUUCAGAUUUAUUCCCCGGCAUCGAGUUGCCGACAGCAGACUAUCUAAUAUUGAACUCAGCUAUAGAAGAAGCUUGCGAAGCAUUAAACCUUCAAUGUACUCCAUUUUUUUUGGAAAAAGUCCAACAGAUCUAUGAAAUGAUGAUCGUCAGACAUGGUUUUAUGAUUGUUGGUUUUCCAUUUAGUGGUAAAACAUCAGCUUACAAAGUACUCAGUGGUGCUUUGGAAAUUAUUGAAAAAAAAAAUCUGAUGGAUGAACACAAAGUUGAAAUCAUGGUAAUAAAUCCAAAAUCUAUAACGUUGGGUCAACUUUACGGUCAGUUUGAUCUAAUAACACAUGAGUGGUCAGAUGGUAUUUUAGCUGUUGGAUUCAGAAAAUUUGCUUCUUCGGAUAAUCUCAACAGAAAAUGGCUGGUUUUUGAUGGUCCUGUAGACGCUAUUUGGAUCGAAAGUAUGAAUACAGUAUUGGACGAUAACAAAAAGUUGUGUUUAAUAUCCGGAGAGAUUAUACAGCUCGCUAACACGACUAAUUUGAUCUUUGAACCCAUGGACUUGGAUGUAGCAUCACCAGCAACUGUCUCUAGAUGUGGUAUGAUUUAUAUGGAACCAGUUUCAUUAGGUUGGGAGUGCCUUGUGGAAUCAUGGAUAAAUGAAUUUUCACCAUAUCUGGAUUCAAUGCACAAAAAGACGUGUUACGAUAUUAUCAUACGAUUUACCCGGCCAUUAUUGUUUAUGUUAAGACGUUGCAAUAUGAACGAAGUGUUUCCUACAUCCGACUCGAACUUGGUCAGAUCGUUAACAAACAUUUGCGAUACUUAUAUGACACCAUAUUUUGAUCAAGAACAUAUGAAAACAGCUCUACAACGUGAUAUCAGAUCACAAAUCGAAAAUAUAUGUUUUUUCUCAUCGAUUUGGUCUUUGGGAGCGGCUUUAGAUGCAAACAGUCGAAUAAAAUUUAAUCUUCUGUUUCGAGCAUUGUUGGAGGACAAGUUUCCAAAAAAAGUGGCUAAAGCCUUGAACAUACCCGUUAAACUAUGUCCAUCGCCAAACACCCCUUAUUCGAGCACAAUUCCCCAAAUGAGUUUGGUUUUCGACUACAGAUAUGUUUUAAUGAAAAGAGAUAAAGGACUGUGGAUACUGUGGUCCGAUUAUAUAAAAGAAGAACCCCCCAUACCGCAAGACAUUCCUUUCAAUAAAAUUAUUGUUCCUACUGUGGAUACAAUACGAAAUCACGUAUUGAUGUCAAAGCUUUUAAAAAAAAACAAACCUAUGAUGAUGGUAGGGAAAACCGGAACGGGAAAAUCUACAUACAUUUUGGAUUAUAUUUUUACGAAAAUCGACCAGGACUCUAACCAUCCGUCAUUUAUCAACUUUUCGGCGCAGACAUCGGCUAACACUAUACAAGAUAUAAUCAUGAGCAAACUAGUUAAGAGAAAACGAGGAGUAUUUGGUCCUCUGAUUGGUACAAAAUGCAUAAUAUUUAUCGACGACGUAAGUAUGCCGCAAAAGGAGUAUUAUGGUGCCCAGCCACCUGUAGAACUUUUACGACAAUAUCUGGAUAAGUUUCCGUGGUACGAUCGCAAAGAACUUGUGCCGUUAUAUCUUGAAGAUGUGCUGAUAUUAUGUGCGAUGAGUCCACCGUCAUCGGGUAACACCGUGACCGCAAGAUUUAGUCGUCAUUUCAACAUCAUUGUGACCAAUUCUUUCGAUGACGUAACAAUGGUUACAAUUUUUAGCAAAAUUUUAUUUUGGCAUUUAGAAAUCAAAGGUUUCAAUAAACAAUUUGAUUCGUGUGUUGAUGAGUUGAUAAAUUCAACAUUGGAUCUACAUAAAAAAAGCAUUGCAUAUUUAUUGCCAACACCAGCUAAAUCUCAUUAUUUAUUCAACUUAAGAGACUUUUCUAAAGUCAUCCAGGGCAUCAUGUUUUCUAUUCCUGCGACGGUUGCAGAUGUAAUAUCUAUGAAACGCCUUUGGACGCACGAAAUUUUAAGAGUGUAUUAUGAUCGUUUAGUUGAUGAAGCGGAUCGUUCGUGGUUUUUCGACACUUUACGAUUUGUCUGUAAAGAAUUUCUGAAAGAGGACCUAGACAAAAUGUUUGCUCAUCUGACAACAAAAGAAAACAAAAAGGUGAGUCAAAAUGAAUUACGCCAGUUAAUUUAUUGCGACUUUUCUGAUCGAAACAAUUCAGAUAAAAAUUAUAAGGAAAUUCAUGAUUUGGAUAGUCUUCGAACAACAGUUGAAGGAUACCUAAAUGAGUAUAAUCAGAUGAGCAAAAAACCUAUGAAUUUAGUACUUUUUAGAUUUGCUCUUGAACACCUUUCUCGAAUUAGUCGCAUUUUUAAUCAACCACGAGGACAUGCUUUACUUAUUGGAUUAGGAGGAUCAGGUCGAAAGUCACUUACUAAACUUGCUGCACAUAUUGCACAAUACGACCUAUUUCAAAUUAAUAUGACACGUACGUAUGGAACUAAUGAAUGGCGUGAUGAUUUAAAAGUUGUAUUUAAGAGAGCUACAAUUGCAUUUGAUCAAAAUGUUGUGUUCUUAUUUGCGGAUUCUGAAAUAAAAAAUGAAGGAAUGGUCGAAGAUAUAAAUAAUUUACUAAACUCGGGUGAAGUACCAAAUUUAUUUAUGAUGGACGAGAAAAUAGAAAUUUGUGAGAAAAUGCGUAUACUAGAUAGACAACGUGAUAAAAUAAUACAAACUGACGGAAGUUCCACCGGUUUAUUUAAUUUAUUCACUCAAAUUGUGCGAGACCAAUUGCAUGUCUCAUUGGCAUUAAGUCCCAUUGGUGAUGGUCUUAGAACAAGAGUAAGAAAAUUUCCAUCGCUCGUGCAAUGUUGUACGAUUGAUUGGUUCCAGCCUUGGCCUGCAGAUGCUCUAAAAGCAGUAGCUACAGAAUUUUUAGGUGACGUAGAUUUGACCGAUCAUGAACGUAAUGUUAGUAUUAAAAUGUGUCAACAAUUUCAUAUAACGGUCGAAAAUCUAUCAAUAGAAUUUCAUGCUAAACUACAGCGUAAAAUUUAUGUAACACCGACUUCUUAUUUAGAAAUGAUUUACACAUUUAAAGACGUUUUAAGCAAAAAACGGUUUGAAAUUUCUACUUCAAAACGUCGGUAUGAAGUAGGAUUGGAAAAAUUACAGAAGGCAGCCGACGAUAUUGAAAUAAUGCAAAUAGAAUUAAAAAAGUUGGAACCUGAGAUCAUAACUGCUGCGGCAAAUGUAAAAGUUAUCAUGCAGAAAAUAGAAGUCGAAAACAAAGAAAUAUCAAAAGUCAAAGAAAUCAUUAAAAAAGAAGAAGAAAAAGCUCUUAAAACCGCAGCGGAAGCCCAAGAAAUAAAAAAUGAGUGCGAAGCUCACAUGGAAGCCGCGAAACCUGUAUUAAAUGCUGCUCUCGCUGCACUAAACACAUUGACUGCUAAUGAUAUUACAUUUGUAAAAUCAAUGAAUAAUCCUCCCAAUGCAGUUAAAUUGAUUAUGGAAACUAUUUGCAUUAUUAAAGGCAUAAAACCAGACAAAAUUCCCGACCCCGCUUCUGGGAAAAUGACAGAAGAUUAUUGGGGACCGUCCAAAAAAUUACUCAAUGACAUAAAAUUUUUGGAACAACUGAUUAAUUUUGACAAGGACAAUAUACCGAGUAAAGUUAUGCAAGUCAUUAAUGAAAAUUACCUCACAAAUCCAGAUUUUGAUCCUAAUAAAGUAAAAAAAGCAUCAAUCGCUGCACAAGGCCUAUGCAAAUGGGUAAUAGCAAUGUCUAGUUACGAAAAAGUGGCAAAAGAAAUACAGCCGAAAAAGAUUGCUUUAGCCGAAGCAGAAACCAUUUACAACAAUGCCAUGGAUGCACUUAAUGAAAAACGUUCACAGCUUACGGAGGUUGAAAUUAAACUUAAAAUUAUUCAAGACAGUCUUGAUGAAAAUGAAUCCAAAAUGUCUAUGUUACAAAAUAAAUCAGACGGAGUACAAAUAAAAAUGAAACGAGCCGGAGAAUUGAUAGGUGGUUUAGGAGGUGAAAAACAGCGGUGGAAUCAGACUGCUAUAGAUCUUGGAGAACGUUAUUUAAACCUAACCGGUGACCUGUUAAUAAGUUCGGGAAUUAUUGCAUAUUUAGGCCCGUUUACAAUGGAUUAUAGAAGUCGUCAAAUCAAAAAUUGGGUUGACGAAAUUAUUGAAAAUGAUAUUAUAUGUACUAAAGAUUUCCAGCUAAGUGCAAUACUUGGAAAACCGGUCGAUAUCAGAGCUUGGAAUGUAGCCGGUCUGCCGACGGAUUUAUUUUCCAUAGAUAAUGGAAUUAUUGUCAUGAAUGCUAGACGAUCAGCCCUAAUGAUUGAUCCUCAAGGACAGGCCAAUAAAUGGAUAAAAACAAUGGAAAUUGAAAACUCAUUACACAUCAUUCGAUUCACUUCAACCAACUAUAUCAAUGUACUUGAGCAUGCGAUCACCAGUGGCCAACCAGCACUAUUAGAGAACAUUAAUGAAGAAUUAGAUCCUAUAUUGGAACCCGUAUUGUUAAAACAGAUAUUUUUAAGUGGCGGUACUAAUUGCAUAAAACUAGGUGAUUCUAUUAUUGAAUAUGAUCAAAAUUUUCGGUUAUACAUUACAACCAAACUGAGAAAUCCACAUUACUUACCAGAAAUAGCUGUAAAAGUUGUGUUGUUAAAUUUCAUGAUAACGCCAAUUGGUCUUGAAGAUCAGUUAUUAGGUGUAGUAGUGGCUAGAGACAGACCUGAUUUAGAAGCCGAAAAAAAUGAAUUAAUUAUUGAAGGUGCUAAAAAUGCCAGAGCCUUAAAGAAUAUUGAAGACGAAAUAUUGCUAGUCUUAAGUUCAUCUAAAGGAAAUAUUCUAGAGGAUGAAGGUGCCAUACAAAUAUUAAGUUCUUCAAAAAUAUUAGCAAACGAAAUAAAAAUAAAACAAGCAGAAUCCGAGAUCACUGAACGAUCAAUAGAUAAAAUCAGACAAAAAUAUCGCAUAGUUGCGACGCAUUCAAUGAAAUUAUUUUUCACCAUUGACACAUUGUCAAAAAUUGAUCCUAUGUACCAAUAUUCUCUUACGUGGUUCUUAAAUUUAUUCACCAUAGCUAUAAAGAAUAGUCCUAAACGUAUGAACAUUGAUGAAAGAACCUACGAGUUGAUUAAAUAUUUUACUUAUUCAUUGUAUGUUAACAUUUGUAGAAGUUUAUUUGAAAAAGAUAAGUUAUUGUUAUCGCUGAUGAUGGCUAUAAAUUUAUCUGAAAAAAUCAACAUGGAAGAAUGGGUAUUUUUCCUCACAGGAGGCGUUAGUUUGGAUAACCCGUUCAAGAAUAAUACUAGUUGGUUACCAAAUAAAAAUUGGGAUGAAUUGUGUAGACUUGAUAAACUUCAUAAAUUCGAGAAUAUAAAAGCUGAUUUUGAAGCUAACACAGAUGAAUGGAAAAAGUUAUAUGAUUCAUUAGAACCACAUUUGGCUAAUUUCCCUGAUCCAUGGGACAAUCAUCUCGACUAUUUUCAAAAAUGUCUUGUACUACGUGUAAUUCGAUAUGAUAAAAUUAUACCAGCUAUUCGAUAUUUUAUUUCUCAUCAUUCGAUGUUAGAGCAAAAAUUCACAGAACCUCCGCCAUUUGAUUUGGACUCAACGUUUGAAGAUUCGAAUUCUUUAACGCCAUUGGUUUUCGUGUUAACGCCAGGUGCAGAUCCAACUGCAAUGUUGCUUAAGUUUUCGGAAAAAAUGAAAUAUGGUGCUCGUUUUUCGGCUUUAUCAUUAGGUCAGGGACAAGGUCCAAUUGCUUUAAGACUCAUCACUGAAGCUACCAGAAUGGGUAACUGGGUGAUGUUACAAAAUUGUCAUUUAGCUCAAAGUUGGAUGACACAGCUUGAAAUGAUAUGUGAAAAGUUUUCUGCUGACCAAACCCAUCCCGAUUUUAGACUUUGGUUGACAUCGUAUCCUGUUGAGUAUUUCCCGGUAUCGAUAUUGCAAAAUAGUAUAAAAAUUACUAAUGAACCGCCUAAGGGUCUUCGAUCCAAUUUAUACAGAACAUUUACAAGUGACCCGAUUGCAAAUGAAGAUUUUUUUGAAGGCUGUAAACAAAGCGAAAAUUUUAAAAAGAUGCUUUUCGGGCUAUGCUUCUUCCAUACCCUUAUUCAAGAGCGACGUCACUUCGGGCCAAUCGGAUGGAACCGGUCGUACGAAUUCAAUGAGACUGACCUCAAAAUAAGCGUUAUGCAACUGAACAACUUUUUAAACGAAUAUCAAAGUAUUCAAUUCGAUGCAUUACGUUAUUUAAUCGGUGAAUGCAAUUACGGUGGCCGCGUAACCGACGAUUGGGAUCGCCGAUGUUUAGCUACAAUUUUAAACAAUUUCACCAAGCGAGAAAUCGUUAAAUACAAAAACUUUAAAUUUGAUACAGCUGGAGUAUACUUUUGUCCCAAUUUUACGAAAUACGAUGAUUUUGUGGAUUACAUUCAAGAAUUACCUUCAAUUACCCACCCAACGAUAUUUGGACUAAACAAGAACGCAGAUCUUAUCAAAGAACAACAAGAAAGUGACGUUUUACUCACUUCCGUGCUUAGUACUCAAAAUAUGGAUAUUUCAAGUGGUGGAAAUGAAGUAUCGUCAGAACAAUUAAUAAUAAUGUUUACUACAGAUGUUCUUGAAAAACUUCCAAUGCCUUUCGAUACAACAACUGUGUUAGAAAAAUACCCUACUAAUUAUAAUCAAUCCAUGAAUACGGUUCUGGUUCAGGAAAUGGGGCGGUUUAAUAACCUAUUGAACGUAAUAAGAUCGAGCCUCAUUAAUACUCAAAAGGCUAUCAAAGGUCAAAUAUUGAUAUCUAAUGAACUAGAAGAGCUUUGUCAGAGCAUAAUAAUCGGAAAACUUCCGACAACUUGGUCAAGAAAUUCAUAUCCAUCUCUAAAGCCUCUGGGGAGUUAUAUAAAAGACUUCUUACAAAGAAUGGAAUUCUUGAAAAAAUGGUACGUUCAUGGAGCCCCAGAUAUAUUUUGGUUGUCUGGAUUUUAUUUCACGCAAGCAUUUUUGACUGGAGCGCAACAAAACUUUGCCAGAAAAUAUAAGAUACCAAUCGAUUUACUGACAUUCGAUUUUAAGAUCAUGAGCAGGACGGUGGUGCCGAACGCGGCCGCGGAAGACGGUGUCUACGUGUACGGGCUAUUCCUGGACGGGGCCAGGUGGAGCGACCGGAGAGGCGUGCUAAAGGAGUGCAGGCCGAAGCAGCUGUUCGACGCGAUGCCCAUCGUACACGUGCUGCCGGUGAUUAGGACCGAACUGACGCUAGGUCCGGUGUACGUCUGCCCCACGUACAAGACGACCGAACGACGAGGUACGCUGUCUACUACGGGGCACUCGACCAACUUCGUGAUCGCAUUGCUGUUGUCAACCGACAAACCACCCGACCACUGGGUAAUGAGAGGAGUCGCUUUGCUCUGCCAAUUAUCUCAGUGA